AUGGAUGCAAUCAAGUCAUAUUUCCAAAAAAUCUUUCCAGCCAGUCCGACAAGGAAAGGUAGUUGCAAGUUAACUCGUGGUCGAAAAUCUGAUGUUGGAUUAUCCAGCUCUGACAGUCUACCGUUCCGAACAGCAUCCACUUCUCAAAUAGAAGACUUUGGGGACAAAAAUAAGCGCCAGAAUGCAGCAACAUUAGCUGGGUAUCAUAGAGACAAUAAUAUGUCCAGAUCAACACCUCCGUCAAAACCACCUCGAAAAGAUCAAAUAUUUUCUGUGGAGUUUGGUGAUUUACAAGGGAUAGAUUUUGGAAUAACGAUAGACAGUUCUCCAUUAGCGCCACGUCCUAGAAAAUUCAGUGACAGUGGAACUGACAGUUUUUCAUCAGAAUCAAAUGGUACUCCCCCACCCUCAGGACUUUCUACCUCUAUUAAAGUGACCUCUAUUCGAACUCCUAGUAUCGCUCAGUUUGAUGGAAGGAUUAAAGUUAACGAUGAGAUUAUUGAUAUUAAUGGAAGAUCAAUGCUACGUGAAAAUACUGUCUCAGCAAGAUAUCAUAACCAGUGGCAGAGCCAGGAUUGCGUCCGAGGGGGGAAUUAUUUAUUAUAUGAUGUAUUCAGUACAGCAGAGAUGAUAGAAACAAGGAAGGUUUCACCUUGUUCUUUGACAUGA
Messenger RNA from Lottia gigantea (owl limpet), 669 nucleotides. RefSeq lists its product as hypothetical. The coding region runs from base 1 to 669 and encodes 222 amino acids. Gene Ontology annotation, molecular function: protein binding. Lineage: Eukaryota; Metazoa; Mollusca; Gastropoda; Lottiidae. The record is from RefSeq and is a predicted model, not a curated record. The transcript is spliced from 3 exons.